Molecule: messenger RNA, 2404 nt
Organism: Caenorhabditis angaria
Lineage: Eukaryota; Metazoa; Nematoda; Chromadorea; Rhabditida; Rhabditidae
Source: the annotation of a GenBank genome assembly
AUGGACGAAAGAAGUUGGCGCAAUAGUACGAAUUCUUGGAAACAAAAAUCAGCUGAUAGUUGGCGUGGAAAAGAAUCGUGGCAUUCCAACAAGCCAUUUUACAACGAUUUUCGAGGCGGUGGAAUUCGUGGUGGUUUUCGAGGAGGUUUUCGGGGAAGGUAAGUCAGUUCCAAUAUUUUUAAGUCAUUGAACUUGAAUUUUUAAAGAGGACGUGGAAGAGGUAGAAGUUCAAUCGCAGUUCCUAUUUUACGAGAUAAGAAAGAUGAUGAGAAAAGAGUAGAAGAAGAACAACUGGAGAAAGAUGAUAUUCAUGAAGAAGAUCCGAAUAUGGAUGACAUGGUGAAGAAACAAUUGGAGUUGUUGAAGAAUAAAGAAGAUAAUUAUGAACAAGAUGAAUAUGACGAUGAUUAUUUUGAGGAACCAGUGGUAAGUUUUCGUUUUAUUAAUCAUAUUGAUCUUUUGUAUUUUAUAUCUUGUUUUUUUAUUGUUUCAUGUUAUGAUCAAAAGUUACAGAUUCAAUUUUCAAAAUUUCGAGCUGGGUCAGUUUAAAUUCAAGAAUAAUGUGAACAUUUCAUCACGAAUGAGCAAUAGCCAUUUAAUGAUAAAUGUGAUGUUUUUCAGGUUAAAAAGACAAUUGAAGAAAUUGUGGAUACAUCAGCACGUCCUGUUUUUCUUGCAAGAGAUCCCAGAUAUGAAAAACUUCUCGAAGACGCUAAAAGUGCGGAAGGAACAAAAACAUCGAAAAAUGGAAAUGAUAAAUCAUUUUCGAAUGAUAGAAGAAAUGUAGGGGUUUUUCAAAUUACUCAAAAAUUUCAUAUUCAUUGAACAUUUAAAAUUCUCGAACUGUUUUUACAGUCAUGAUUCAAAAUUCAUUCAAAAAACGUAAUAAGUAAUGAAAUUUCUAACCAAAAUCCCUUUCAGAGAAGAGACAGAAAUGCUUCAACCAGCUGGACGAAUUCAUAUCAACAACGUGUUGCUUUACUGAAACAAACGGUCGAGUGAGUUCUUUGUUUUGAAAUAUAAAAGUAUCUGAUAGCACAUGUGAGACAUAAUUUACGAAAAAGCGCGCAUAAUCAGGAGAAGACGAGAUCUCGUUGUUGCGAUAUUUUUGUUUAUUCAUUGAUUUAUUUAUAUUUUUUUUUGUUCAGGAUAGUUUUUCUUAAAUCACUUUCAGAAUAUAUCAGGAAGAUCGAACAAUACUACAAUAAACAAGUCUACAACUCUCUAUUAAAUAUAUUUCGAAAGACACGUUUUUAAAGGUUGAGUUAUGUUCAAAAACAGGUUUCAUCAAAUUCGAUUCAGCUCAUCAAACUGCAAAUACGAUUAUAAUUAAAUGAAUUGUUUUGUGUUUAUAAAAAUUUGAAAUCUAAUUUUUAAUCAAAUGUGAUUUUCAAAAACCAUUUUUUUUUGUUUUUUAUUACGCUUUAACGCAACGUGAUCUUGUCCAAAUUUUCAUUGUAAUAUCCCCAAAAUAUCACUUCACCCAUUGUAUUUCCCCAUGAUGAUUUUUUUUAUUCCAGAAGCGAUAUCGCUCAAUCCCAAUAUAGUCAAGCUUCCAAUGUUCAAAAAUAUCAAGAUGUUUUGAGAAAAAUGGAUGAUAAAACGAGACCAGGACCUUCUGUUGUACCAUUCAAUGGACCAAUUCCUUCAAAUCCUUUCAAUGGUCCUGUUCAUCAAGAUAUUCAAACAUCAAGAAAUCAAACAAUGGGAAUAACUAAUGCUCCAAUUCCUUACAAUGGACCAAUUGAUAUGACAUUUGCAAAUCAAGUCACACCAUUUGAUGAUUUGAAUACACGAAGAAGUAAAAUGCAGGCACCAAGUUUGAUUGAUCCACUUGCUUCAAGUAAAAGAUCUUCUCGAUUUGAUAAGCCCCCUCAAGUUGGUGUCCCUUUCAAUGGCCCAAUUGGUCCAUUCAAUGGUCCUGUACCAACUGCUGGUGUUUCAUUUGGACCAGUGAAUCCAGCAUCAAAUCCAAUCCCAGAAUCUUCAUCCUCCCGAUAUAAUGAACCCAUUUCAAAUUAUCAACAAACAACAUCUUUCAAUAGCCCAAUUCCUCAACAACAAUAUGGAAUAUCACCAUUUGGAGUAUCAACUGGUCAAACACAAGGAUUUUAUGGAAGUGAUACUCCAGGUCCAUCUGGUUUCUUUUUCACUGAUUCUAUUUCACAACGACCAAAUUAUCGAGGAGCAACAAGAAAAAGAAAAACUGAACCAUUGGUUUUACCAAAAUCUGAUCCGAAACCUUUAUAUGCUGCACUCACUGGACAAUUGAAUGUGAGUUGUUUUUUUUACAUUUCAAAUGAAAAAUAAUUCCAAUUUUCAGAAUGAUGAACAAGAUUCAGAUGAAGAUGAUGAGGCAAUUGCAAAAUUACGGGAAAUUAUGCAAUUUUCGAAAAGUAAAUGA